Molecule: messenger RNA, 4318 nt
Organism: Ceutorhynchus assimilis (cabbage seed weevil)
Lineage: Eukaryota; Metazoa; Arthropoda; Insecta; Coleoptera; Curculionidae
Source: the annotation of a GenBank genome assembly
ACUUCUGGUAUUUUUUCUAGGCUAAAUAAAGAAAUUUUUUUCUAAAUAGAUUGUGAUUGACUCAUUAAAAAUAAAAAUUGAUGAAUAGCCACUCCGCCAUCAAUUAUAAUUACCUUAUUAUUCAUUGACUCACAUGCCGGAUAAUCCUCUAAAAAAGAACGCACACAAUAAAACGAAGUACCUACCUAUUUAUUUAAUAAUAGCCAAACAAAUUAAUCCAAAUAUUUCAAUAAUUAAUUGAAAAUAAACAAGCGAUUGUUAAAAUUUUGAACAAAAUAAAUAUCGGCACUUUUGAUUUCGUUCAAUGGAUUUGCCUCCUGGUAAUACAUUUUUCAAUUAACAACAAACAACACACACACACUUGCUGUUUGUUUAAUAAUUUAUUGCCAAGACGAUUACGUAAGCUUCGGUCAAUCUUUAAUAGAUUAAAGGUGAACGAAUUCACCUUAUGAGAUGAUGAAUUUUACUAUUUUUAAGAUUUUCAUUAAUAUGUUAAUUCAACCUUGACAAUAGGAUGUCUUCGGAUUUUAGUGGGGAUUUUGUAUAAAUACUUAUCAUUUUUAGUUUGAAUGAUCACAUGUAACUGAUUAUCAUCUAGUUGUGAAUAUGAAGAUCUUACUACUUUUGGCUCUCGCAGCCCUAUCCAACGCAGAUGUAAGCCAUUUAUCUGGUGGCUACCAAUACAACAAUCCAGCAUCACAAUCCAGUUACGGUGCCCCACAAGGUUCAGUAGUCGGACACGGAUCCGUGCCUUCAGUGAAUUUCGUACAAUAUUCACAACAACAACAACAACCUUCAAAUGCUUACCAGUUUUCUUCACAAUACAGUCAAACAACUGGAAGUGGCUCUCCUUCGUUGAGCUCAUUCAAUGUUGGUGCAAGUCCGAGUCAAGGAAAUUCUGGUUUUGGCUUCAAUGGUCAAUCAUCUACGGUCAGUAAUGGGGCUAGUUUUGAUUUUGGUGCCGGUGCUAGUCAAGGAAGUUCUGGUUUUGGCUCGGGAGCAGCCAGUGGCGUCAAUGGCCAAUCAUCUAUUGCCAGUAAUGGGGCUGCCUUUGAUUUUGGUGCUCAUGCUAAUCAAGGAAGUUCUGGUUCUGGUUUCGGCUUGGGUCAAACUGGUGGAGCUUCAUUCAACUUUGGCGCUCAUCAGCAAAAUUCUGGAUUGGGUGGCAUCAGCGCCUACCAAGGCCAAACCAGCGGCGGAAGUAUCGACGAAUCUUUCGGAGUUGUAACUGAUGCCGCAGCUGGUGCUAGUGCAAGUGCCGCAGCUGAUGUCUCCAAACAUUUAUACUUCUUCUCUGCUCCCGAACAAGAGGAUGAAGUGAUUGAAGCCAAAUACGAUCUUCCCGCUGUGCCAGCCAAGAAAACCUACAAAAUUAUCUUCAUCAAAGCGCCAGCCUACAAAAAUCAAGGCACCAUUGUGGUACCACCUCCUCCACAAAACGAAGAAAAAACCCUCGUCUACGUUUUGGUUAAGAAACCCGAAGGUCAACCCAAAAUACACUUCAAAGAAGCUGCCCCAACUCAACCCACCAAACCCGAAGUGUUCUUCAUCAAAUACAAAACACAAAAAGAAGCCGAAAACGCUGUUGCCGAAAUUCAAAACAAACACGGAGCUACUGGUCAAGUUAUUGCUAAUUUACCUGCUGGCACUCAAGCAGCAUUCCAAUCUCCCGAUGGCUCAAUAGUGCACAACCCUUCAUCAGUAGAUAUUGGAUCUUUGAGCGGAAUUGGAUUAUCUGGAGGUGCCGCUUCAUUAACAUCUGUAGGCACCGGUUUUGGCGCCACAGCAACUUCUGGAAGUUUUUCUUUGGACUCUUUGGGAGCCAAUACCGCAACUAUUGACAGUAGAAUUGGUGGACAACAAACUUCAGUAGAGCAAAACAGUGAAGGUGGUGUCAACGUACAAGUAACUGCUGACCAAGGAUUAGUUUCUCAAUCCCCAACUCCAGCAAGUUUCGGUCAAAGCGCUGUUGAUUCUUUGAGUGGUUUUACUUUGAGUACUGUUAUUGCUAGCGGCACCAGUGGCGCCGAAACUGUACCAGAAAAUUCUGAGGAGUUUACCACUGUAGAAAACACUGCUGCUAGUCAGGAUUGUUGUUCAGGAAAUGUUGCUAGUGCUGACAAUGAUGUACAAGGAUCGACAGGAUUUUCAGAAUACGGCGUUCCAAAAAAUAGGAGAUUCGCACGUAACUUUAAAAAAUAUUAAUUUUAGGAUCUUCUAAAUGUAGGUACACUGCCAGUUCCAUUUCAAUUGUUUUAUAAAAAUUAUGUAAUAACUAUACACGAGUUUAAAAAAAUCAGUAUUUUUUUUUUUUUGUAAUAAGUAUGUAUAAUAUUUUGAAAAUUUUAUAAUAAAAUAAAUGUGAUUUUUAAAGUUAAAAUUUGUAUAUGAAAAAGUGAAUAAAAGACACUUUUCCGUAAAGGUCAAUAUUACAAUAUAAUACUUGUUUAAACCUGAUUUAAAAUGAAAUUUUAUUUAUGAGUAAACCCAAAAAAUAGGUAUAUUUGUGUACCUAUAUCAAGAGACAUUUUAUUCCCACUGAGAAUUUUGAUUAUCAGAAAAACUCAUUGAUUACUUGGUGAAUAGUCUAAAAAUGUUGGUGUUUAUAUUUGUAUUUUUGUUUGCUACAAUAGUUUUCAAAAUAUGGCGCUUCAAGGAUAAAACUUUCUUAUUGAAUUUUAAAAAAGUCUCAACAAUAUUUAUCUAGAAAUUGAAACCCUGAAUGCACCUAAGAGUCAUUUUUGUAGACCUAUCAAAACUUAUAAUUAUGCUAAGAUAAUUAUUGUUCCAGUUUUCUUAAUAGAGGGUGUCCGGAAUAACUUGAAGAACAUGGGGAUUUUGGAAACCAUUAAAGAUACAGAGUGGACCAAAUGGGAAAAAAAUUGCGCAAUCAAGAAUUGUUUACAAAUAAUCUGUCAUCAACUAGAUUGUAUCUUUUAUAAUCAACAAGAUCUAAGAAGCACUUUUUUCUUUUUUGCUCUGUAUAUCUGUUACUAUUUCGAGUUCAAACAAGUUGAUGACAGAUUAUUUAUAGGCACUUAAUUGCACAACUUUUUCCUCAUUUGGUCCACUCUGUAUCUUCAAUGGUUUUCAAAUUCCUUAGGUACUUCAAGUUAUUCUGGACACCCAUUAUACCUUUUUGGAGGAUUCAAAAAUCAAAUAUUAUAAUAUUACCGAAAUAAUAGGAGGUAAAAUUAAGAAUGAUGCUAAUUGGUAAUUAACUGGAUUUGAUGCUUAAAUGAAGGUAAACUGUAAAAUUUAUUCAUUUGAGCUUAACAUAAUAUAAAGUAGUGUAUAAUAUAUAUAUAUAAAAACAAGCAGUAGCUAUCAAUCUAAACAAAAUUCAUAAGCAAAAAGUUUUUGAUAAAAUUGAAACAAAAUCAAUCAUAAAAUAAUUUGUUACUUAUUAUACUUAUAAUACCCUUCUCCGCUUUUAACUCCCAACUUUUUUUCUUCCACCAACUUUUUCAUAGAAACACUUGGCUUGAAAAGAGGAUUAUCAGGGAAUUUCUGAUGCCAUCCGUCCAUUAUAAAGGAAAUGGUAUCGUGACCCACAUAGUCCGCCAGCUCGAUGGGUCCCAUCGGGUAGCCCGCUCCCAAUUUCAUGGCAGUAUCAAUGUCUCUUGGAGAGGCCUCGCCCCUUUCCAACAUUCUAAUGGCUUCAGCAAUGUAAGGUACCAAUAAUCUGUUGACUAUGAAUCCGGGAGUGUCUUUGCAAGUGACACAAGAUUUUCCAAUGGAUUUGCCCCAAGAUAAAAAUGCCUGGUAAGUUUCUUCAGAUUGUUCUGGAAUUUUUACUAUUUCUAAAAGUUUCAUUACGGGCACUGGAUUGAAGAAAUGUAGACCACCAAAUCUGAAAUCACAAAAGCAUGAAUAUUGAUUGUACAAAUAAAAUUCUUCUCACCUAUCCUUCCUAUUAACAACUGAUGCAAUUUCUCCAAUAGACAAUGAACUAGUGUUUGAAGCAAACAAAGUUUUGACAGGAGCAGCCUUAUCGAGAGCCUUGAACAAAUCGUGUUUGAUUUUUAUAUUUUCCACAAUAGCUUCCACUACAAGAUCGGCAUCUUGUACUGCCUCAGUUGGAUCCGUUGCACCACGAAUUCUGCUUCGAGUUUCUUCGACAAACUUCUGAGCCGCGUUCGGGUCAUCCUUGUGGAGUUUCUUGGCUACUCGGGAUAAAUUGUUUGCGAUGCUGCUUUGCGCUUUUUUGAGAAGGUCUGAAUUUACUUCUACCAGAGUGACUGUGUUGCCGCUUUGUGCCGAGACCUUUUUUUGAAAAAAAACAUUUAUUAAUAGACACUACUAUUAAAAUACCAGU